This is a messenger RNA of Ilex paraguariensis (yerba mate), 462 nucleotides long. Lineage: Eukaryota; Viridiplantae; Streptophyta; Magnoliopsida; Aquifoliales; Aquifoliaceae. The record is from the annotation of a GenBank genome assembly.
AUGAAAGAGAUCCAUCACAAGGGGGGUGGAAGGACUGGAAGUAACACAUCCACUUGGGGUGGCAGGGGUGAUGUUGGAAAUGGCCAUGGGAGCAAAACUACUGCAAGGUUGCUAGGGAAACAAAUUUAUGGAGCAACACCAAAUCCAUCAAUAGGUACUCCUUCCAACCCUUCUCUUAAUCAAGAGACUUUUGCUAGUGCUCUGGUUGAGAAGCAAUCUGGCACAUCUUGGGAAGGUACGUCAUUUGCAAAUGAUGUAAUCUUUAAUGGUGGAAUCUCUAACCAGUCAGUGGUUGUUGAGGUUGCAAAGGAUGGAGGAAAUAUGAAGUCUUGGAAUAAAGCCAAAGAUAAGGGGAAGGAGAAAAUAAAUGAAGAGAAGGGUGGCCAGAUUACCAUUGAGCUCCAAACUAGUCCUAGUGCUGUGUGUGGAGUUGUUCCUUCCCCAAACAAAUUUCAGGCAUAG